Vitrella brassicaformis is the source of this 1583-nucleotide messenger RNA. The record is from the annotation of a GenBank genome assembly. Lineage: Eukaryota; Vitrellaceae.
AUGUGUCUGUGUAGGGAUCACUGUUCGCAGAACCGAGUGGCCAAAGGCAUCUGUGCACUGAGUGACUUCAGCACUGUCGGCCUCACCGUCCCACAGUGGGGCCAAUACUUCAGUGACGAUCCUUAUCUCGCGGGCAGCGACGCGGCCGUCGACUAUUGCCCCGUCAAGGUGCCCUACGGCAACGGCGACUGUACCGACAUCGGCAAUUACCAGUCCUGGAAUGCCGUCUACGGCAACAUAUACGGGCAAAGCAGCAGGUGCUUCGAUUCCUCCCUGCUGCGACCGAACUAUGGCUACACCCCCGGCAAGACAGCCGACACACUGGACGGCCAGUGCUUCGCCCGGACAUGCAUCGAGGGUCCGGCGGGGCCGGGGGGCACCAAGACGUUUGUUGCUGUGGAGUUCAACGUUUUGACGGACGAUGCUGGGACAGAGGUGACUUUGAGAUGCGAUGCCGGUGAGGUGGGGACGCGCAAGACCGUCGCGGGGAUGCAGGGGGUGGUGGAGUGCCCCAGUGUGGACCAGAUCUGCUGGGGGUACCCUUGUGAAAAUGGCGGCGUCUGGAAGAACCACAGGCAACUAAGGAGACAGAGAGAGACAUCCCUUUCCUGCCGGUACUUUCCUGCUUAUACGUUUCUCUUCGGCCUGUCCGUCUGUGCAGGUGUGUGCGUACGCUGGGCUUCAUCGGCUCUCGGUGCACCAUCCCUGACAGGGCCGACCUCCGCCUGACCACCCCGAGCCACUAUCAUUAUGAGCCAUCACAAAUCACCCUGCUGGCCGGCAACUACCAUGAGCUCACUCCCUCCGUCCAGGGCUCCCCCGCCUCCUUCUCGGCUGUCACACAGCUGCCACUGGGCAUGACCAUCGACCCAGCCACUGGCGUCAUCAAAGGUAGGUAGGUACACGGAAGAGAGACAUGUGUCAUUGAUACAAUACCUGCACACGUGUCUCUCUCUCUUUCUGUCCUGGGUCAGGUGUGCCGUCGUCUGCCCUGCCGUGCACCCCUUUCACCCUGUCAGCAGCAAAGGGCAUCGAAGAGGCCCGGGCGCUCGUCUUCCUAGCGGUGGUGAGCGAUUCAUCCGCCAAGCCGACCAGCGUGUGGAGCGACUGUGCCGCGUGGAGUGAGGGCACCCAGGGCACCGCCGCACCCACACCCGCACCGGCCGAUGCAGCCCCGACAUCACACCCACAGCCAUCGGUGACGACGACGCCGGGCAACAAUGGUGGCGGAGGCAACACGAGUGGUGGUGGCGGGUCGGUGACGCAAGCACCGGGUGGGACAGGCGGGGCGCCUGGAGGGGGUGAUGGGGGGGAUGACACUUCUGGUGGGGAUGUUGGUGACGACCCUGACAAUGCAGCUGUGGGGCGGUGGGGCGUCGGUGGGUGGGCUGUGUUGGUGGGGGUGCUUGCUGUCUUGGCGGCCAUGUAUGCGGGGUGACUGUACUGUGAGAUGGGCGAGUUGAAUGAAAUGAGUGAGACACACUCGUUUGCUUCCUGGCUGUUGGUUUGUCAAUCAAAUGAACGAACCGUUUUGUACAAACAAUAGAUGGUUCGUGGGACUCACUCCACCCCCACCGACACGA